This is a messenger RNA of Gossypium arboreum, 1239 nucleotides long. RefSeq names its product protein LURP-one-related 7-like. Bases 169 to 786 code for a protein of 205 amino acids. NCBI's taxonomy places the organism in Eukaryota, Viridiplantae, Streptophyta, Magnoliopsida, Malvales, Malvaceae. The record is from RefSeq and is a predicted model, not a curated record. The transcript has 3 exons.
UGAUGUUGUUAUCAAAGUUGGAAAAUGGGUCGGCUCGCCGUCCUUUUUUGAACUACUCCUCCGUUCUUAUUACUUAUUUUCUCCAAACACGCUUCAAUAACCAAACAAACUCCUGUAUUAUUAUUUUCUUAGUUUUAAUUUCUUCCUUCUCCACCCGUUUUUCUUUGAAUGCUCGAAGCUGAGGUAGAGGAUGCAGAGAAUUUGGCAAUGGCGCAUUGGCCCAUUCCCGUCGAUCUGUUCGUAUCCAAAAAGCACCCUUCUCUCCCGCGUGGCCUCCUAGCAUUCGCUGAUUCUUCCGGCAACAUCCUUUUCCGCCUCAACUCUCCAUCUCAUCACCCCAAAAAGACGCUUCGACUCCUCGAUUCCGCCGGAGACCCUCUCAUCUCUAUCUACCGCCACCAUGAUGGGUCUUGGCAAGGUUUUAAGGGUGAUGAUGGGCAGAAGGAUUUGUUAUUCCAAGUGCAGAGGGUAUCCAAUAAAUUCGCUAGAACUGAGUUGGAGGUAUUUCUUGUUGCUGAAAACCACCAGGGAGAGUUAACUUAUGAUUUCAAGGUCAAAGGCUGUCAUUUCCAAAGAUCUUGUACCAUCUACAAAGGCGAUUCUAUUGUGGCUCAGACCAGUCUCAUGCACAAGCUUCGGCAGAUUUACGUUAGUAGAAGGAAAUUUCAACUAACCAUGUUUCCUAGCUUUGUUGAUCCUGCUUUGAUUGUUGCAGUCGUGGUGAUAUUCUUGGUUAAUGGUCCCAAAAAGUCCAAAAUUUUGGAUAAAUUACCAGUAUCGAUAUGAAUAUAAAAACCCAUAAACUGAAAGCAGAGGGUGGUUAGAUACCUAUUACAUUCACAGGCAUUGUAUUGUUAUAUUCUUUCGAGAUUGUGUAUUCUUUUCAAUUCAAUUAUUUAUGAAAUAAAAAGGCACAUACAUAACGUUAAAAUUCAGCCUGAGUGUGGUAACAAUUUAUUUCCUUUAGAUUCUCAAAAUGUUUUGAGUAUCUAAGCAAUGCAAUCAAUCCGUUUCUUAAUGAAAAAAUUUAUCAAUUGCAAAGAAAAAUAAACAAUAAUUUUCUUAAAGAUGAGAGCACUAGUCGACUACAUUAUCUGGGAAUAUAAAAUGACAUCUUCAACCAAAUAUCUCACCAGAUUUUUUUGAGAAAAGACACCAUGACCGAACAAGCUAGUCUAUCAAUGCAGGUCUUUAAAACUUGUAGAGGCCAUUUUAUGUUCUCUAUCUAUCUUAUUUUAC